Molecule: messenger RNA, 1428 nt
Organism: Leishmania braziliensis MHOM/BR/75/M2904
Lineage: Eukaryota; Euglenozoa; Kinetoplastea; Trypanosomatida; Trypanosomatidae
Exons: 1
Coding region: 1-1428 (475 amino acids)
Molecular function (GO): metal ion binding
Source: RefSeq, a predicted model, not a curated record
AUGUUUGGUGGCGGUGAGGAGUACUUCCAGGACCCACCCGAGAUCGAUCGAGACACACUUGUUCGCUACGCCACCUUUUGCGCUCGCCUACGCGCCAUCGAGAAGCCUGGUAAAAAGACCAUCACCGAAGCCGCCGCACUGGCACGCGAGGUCGGCGACACCCUUCUCGACUACGAGCUUGUUGUCGGAGCACUCUUCCGUCAUAUCAAGACCUGGACAGGGCAGAAACAGCUCGCCUGCUGGUAUGUGCUUGACAAGCUAUGUAAGGAAGAUCGCGACAAGUACGGCUACAUUGCCGGCAAGUACAUUCUAGAGGUGGGGCGAGACCACAUCCCAUACGAGGAUCCCGAGCUCACCGGCAAGUACGAGACACUCGUGGAGCACUGGGAAAAUGUUUUUCCGCGUCAUGUCGUGGAUGCGCUGUGGAUCGCCAAAAAGGAGCGCCUUUGGGCCGUCGACCACCCGAACGAGGUGAAGCAGCAGCAGCAGGCAGAGGAGGAGGAGUGGGCGCGCGAGGAGGCGGCCAUGCAGGACGAGGACGGCCUCAACGACUUUGGCCAGCCGUGUAUCGACUACCUGCAGGGACACUGCAGCUGGGGUGACAAUUGCCGUCUGUACCACCCUCCCGGCGAAGAGGGCUCGCUGCCGGCGGAGUGCCGGAUGGGGGACUGGAAGUGCUCGGCGUGCGGUGUCAUCAAUCGACACUUUCGCCGUCGGUGCUCCAACUGUGUGCGUGAGAAGCCGCAGUACAAAAAAGGGCGCGUGCCGUCCGCAGAAGAUCAGCUACUCUGCACCCCGGACCCAGGGGUGGCAACCGCCUUUCAUCAACAAUUCGGCUACAACCCGUACGUGCCAGCGGAGGCGAUCGCACACUUCAAAUUGCGCCUCGAAGGUGUUUCGGCGGAGGAGUACCGCAAAGAGCGCGCGGCAGCGUACCGCGUGCGCAUUCUCGGCAGGGCCCCCACCAACCCCGUCGAGGAGCGGUGCAAAGCGUCGAAGCACUUCCCGGACAUCGACAUGGAGCCGUAUGAGGAGUACGAAGUAGGCACAGACGGGCUCGUAGUGAAGCGGCAGCGCACCGAGAGCCUCGUGCCCGCAAACGCGUCGGCCAAUAGUGCCGUUACCCUUAUCGCGCAGCUCGUCAUGGAGCGUGGCAUGUUGGAUCCCACUGUACCACAACUUUUUGGCGAGCUUUCCCGAUGCAUCCGCCAGGCUGCUGGAGAUCCGACAAUGGUGCUUAACGAGACCCAGGCGGAGGUGCUAUUGUCUGCGUGCAAGCUGGGCUUCACCGCAUGGAAUGCAAACAAAGGUGCUGUGCCUUUCGUUGCCACCUUCUUCAAGGCAGUCCGGCACAAUGAAGGGAAGCUGGGGCUCUCGGGGGAGCAGGUGGAACAGCUGGAGUCCAUGGCCAACAUGUUCUUGGCGUGA